Papilio polytes (common Mormon) is the source of this 5314-nucleotide messenger RNA. Its product is annotated as kinesin-related protein 6-like. The record is from RefSeq and is a predicted model, not a curated record. The transcript has 9 exons. The coding region runs from base 242 to 1753 and encodes 503 amino acids. Lineage: Eukaryota; Metazoa; Arthropoda; Insecta; Lepidoptera; Papilionidae.
CAUUUUACAAAAAAGUGGGGAAGGUAAAAAAGGUGAAUACAUGUCAAAUAUUUCAAGGCUGCAGUGUGAUGAUUCCGAUUUUAAUAAAAGUGAUAACGAUCUCAACAAAUAACCCUUUAAACUAUUCUCUAAAUUUAUAUAAUUUGAUGCCUUACUAAUGUUAUGAAGUUCGUAUACAAGCGGGAAUCGGCAUCCCUACAAAAACUUGACUUUUAACAACAAAGGUUGCAGUGAAUUUGCAAUGGGUUAUUAUUGUACUGUACCACAGUGUACAUCACUUGCCGGCAAGACCAAAAAUGUUAAAUUCCAUCGAUUUCCACGCGACGAAACCAUGGCUGAGAAGUGGAACAUUAUUCUGAAACGCGGCAAACCAUUUACAAAAUACUCCAAAGUGUGCAGCCUCCACUUUACUCAGGCCGACUAUAACGUCACUACAAUGGGUAAGAAUAAAGGACAAUGGAAGACAUUAAGCAAAGACGCGAUGCCAACACAGAAUCUUCCCAAGUUGAACCCGGACGGCUCAGUAAUGGUCAUUCGCAAAAGUCGCACUGUUAAAUACAAGGAGAGUAGGAAAGACUCUAUCAGUGUUAAACCAGAAAAAUGGUGCUUAAAUAGUCCGUCAACAAUGCCAAUCAAUACUCCAGAGAGAAAUCUAUUGAAUGAAAGUUCAGAUAAUCUCGCGUAUCGUUUCCAAGCUCUCAACGCGAUCGCCAAUCACAUUUCACCGCUGCAGCAACCCGUCGACAAUUCGGAACAAAAAACCUGUCUACCCGUCAGACCGAAGAAGCAAGACGCGUACAUGCAGACGGACCCCAUUCUGUCAGAAGAAGAUGACACACAGCCGAACAAUAGUUACAGCGAGUCAUCAGAAAAGUCAUUGGAGUCAGACCAACUUGACACAUAUCCAAGCCAGUUGACUUUCCAAAGGGAAACUGAUAACUACGAAGAGGAUAUCAAAAAGUUCGACCUGCCAGAAGAUUAUACAAAAACAAAUGAAGACUUCAUACCACAGACUAACGAAGAAUACAAUAAAGAAGCGGAAAAAUACGCAUUGGAACGUAAAUCUUUAAAUGGCUACGAAAAUACCCAAGUGGAUGCGAUGUACCAAAAGCAAGUGAUUGAAAACGGGUUCGAGAAGAUGCCGGAAAUGUACGCGUAUGAAGACAAACAGGAAUAUACGAACCGCAACGAUAAUUAUAUUGCGUAUACGAACGGAUAUUCGAACAGCGCAGAGGUGUUAAGGAAUCAGCAGCACAAUCUGCAGCUGCUGCAGGAGCCGCAUAGGAUUACAGAGAAUCAGAACUUCUUUAACGAAAACCAUAUAAAGCAAGAGAUAGACUUUGGUAAUGAUGAUGACAAGUACUUAUAUGAGCGUACAAAGGAUCCGAUAGAACAAAACACCCUGUAUAAUGAAAAUCAAAGGCAAAUAGAGCAGCAGAGACUGUUGGAACAGUUACAACAGCAAGUUAAACAGGAGCAGCCAGAAGGAAAUAAUGCAUGUGAAAAUGUAAUGCAGCCUCAAAGCAGUCCGUAUUAUCAAGCUAAUGCUAAUAAUACAUCAGGUUCAGGUUACUUCGAGCAGGCAUCAAGACCAGGCCCCGAGCUGUUAAUAGCGAAACAGAACGCGUUAGCAGCACACACGCAGUUAUGGCAAAACACUAUGAAGAGACCAUUUUUCUACAGCGAAACUUUGCCAUACACAAAUCCUCAAGUACUCCAUAGAUAUGAGGAUUUAACGAGGAUUCUUCAAUGAGUUAAGAGACAUUCCGAAGUUUCAAAAUUAAUACUGUAAAAAAAAAGUUUUAUUUUCUAUACGACGAUAAUCUCUCGAAGGUAAAUUUUAUUAUUAUUACAUAUAAAAUCUCUUAUAGAUUUCUAUAUUUGAUAUUCUUUUGUACUGAAAAAUGAGAAUGCUCUUUCGGAAAGUGGUUUUAAUUUAAAUUGUAUUUGAAAUGUAUGUAUUAUAAAAUUGUACAAAUUUAAACGAAAGAUACCAUUUCUUGCUAAGCUUAAUUAUAUUGUGUCAUAAUUUUAAUUGUCAAAUUAAGAAUUGAUUUAUGAAAGCCAUACAUUACAAUUUUACUAUACCAUAGACUAAAUACUUGUUAAUGAAUCCCUUCAGUAUCUUUUUUAACACGAUGAUUUUAUCCUUUUUUUCUGUCCAUCUUAUAUUUGCGACCUAAAGGAUGGGAAAACAUUUACAGUAUUUGUUGAUUUAAAAAAAUAACAUUAACAAUUUUGACAGGCGACACUUGACAGAUGACAGUUGUCAAUGUAUGUGGAUAAAGUGGAAAUAUUAUUUUAGUCUAUGCUCGAAAAUAUGAAGACACGUGACUUAAUAAAUUGUAAUGUAUGGCUGGAUCUUCUUAUUUUAUACAUUUGAUUUUAAGAUGAGCAAAUGUGUCAUUAAAAUUUUAUUUUAUAGUCUGUGCAACAUUUUGUGUUCAAAAAUUAUUUUUAGCUAUGUUUUUAUUGUAGAUAGUUUAUUUUUUUUAUAUUAUAUUAGAUAUUUAUACUAAAACGAAAUAGAAUGAAAUCCAAUUUAGUUGCCUUUUAAUUUUAAUGCAAUAAAUAGAAAUUGAGUCAAUUUGAUGUCAGAUUUGUCUUGUUAAUACUUUGUGUAAAUCGAAAAAUAGAAAUUAAAAAAAAAAUGUUUUUCUAUACCCAUGCGACGGUGCCAAAUUAAUUUAUCUAAUAGGUUUCGUGUAAGCUUUUAUACAUGAAAUUAUGUAUUUCAAAAUAUCCCAAAAGAUGCACAGACUAUAAAAGCUGUAUAAUGUUGCCAUUAGUUUUAUAUUUUUAGAUUUUUUAUAGAGUAUUGUUUCGAUUGUUUCAUAUUUUUUUGUUUCUGCACAUAAUUGAGAAAACUGUUAAGUAUUUUAUUUGUUUUUCUUUUUAUUAUAUGUACAUUUAAAACAUAGUUACCAUUUAGUAAUUUUGAUAUAUUUGUAUUGUUUUAUAUUUACAGUUUUUUUUCCUAUUUUGACGUAGAAUUUCUAUGUAUAAAUUAUCUAUUUUUUUUAUUCUUGUCAUGCGAAAAUCUACUCGUUCAAUACUCGACGUCGUCAAAAUGAACAUUGACAUUUAAAAAGUUAUAAUUUUUAUUGCACGUUGUUUUCGUAAAAUUUUAUAUUGUUUAGUUUUUAUAUUUUACUAAAACAUUUAAGCCCAUGACUUCUUAAGUCGAUUUUAGGCAGGUUAUAUUUAUGUUGAAUGGUGUAAACCACUCAGUAAAUAUUUAAGGGAAAUCAAUAAGUUGCAUAUUAUAAACGAUUUAUGUUUUCUACAUAGGUAACAUGUUGAAUGUGAAGUUAGAAUUUAAAUUGCUUUUUUAAUCAUGGUUUUUAAUUGAGUCUAGGAAAAAAAUCAUGUUAACCUUUGCUUUGUACCAUAGACAUUUGACAGAUGUCAAAUUGAAAAAAAUAUGGCGGGAAGGUAAAUUAACGACGGUGUUGCGAUGCAAUUUACUAAACAAUUGAGGAAGUGAUAUUUUAUCGAAUUUACGUGGCAAUUGUAAUAUUGACGAGUAAAUAUUAGCAAAUAAGGGAAGUUUCCGUUUCGUUACAAUUUUUUUUUCGUUAACUUAAAAAGUUGGUCUUGCCAAAGUUUUGACGUUUUGUUAUCUUUAAAUUCUAAAAGUUGCCUCAAAGUCUGUAUUCUGGUAAAUUAAAAUAGGAUAACGAUCCUUAAGGUAAGAAAAAGACUUUGAUGUUUAUGUUAGUUUUUUUUUGGUGCUCGUUGUAUUAUGUAUUUCUUCCGAAUUCUCUUGCAUUUUGUCUAGUUAGUUUUUUUAAAGAUGUGUAAAUGUUGAGUACAAUGUUUUUAAAAUCGUAGUACGCACAUAUUGUAGACGGAACGCUAGAGGUUUUUUUAAAGUUUUUUUUUCUAGUUUACAAACAUUUUAUUUACCAUAGAUUAUAAGAUAUUAAUAAGAUUGUGGGAUGGUAAGACAUUGAAUAAGGCGAGAGCGUAUUUUGAACUGUUUUUUACAACAUGCGAGUAUUUUAAAAGGUUUUCUUGAUUAUUUUCUACGGUUUACGUUUAUUCUCGAUAUGAAGUUGUAAUUAAAAUAUUAAAAAUCAGAGAUAUUUUAAUAUGUGAGAGAAAUAAAAAUGUUUAUAUAUAUUAUAAUUUGUACGCUCUAAACAGACCAAAGCUGUGAGUUAAUGUAAAGAUCAUUGAAUAAGGAAUAAUUAAUAAUAAUACUAAUGCACACAUUGAAUUCAAUCCAACAUUAGGUCUCCACUGUUGCAAAACAUGUAUAACAUAACUGUCUCACAUCCUCUUUGAAUAAAACAAGUCUCAUUAUAAUGUAGAUUGAAGUCAAGUAAUGUAUAAUUUUAAAGAAUUAUAGCCCAGUGUAGUUUUAAUGAGAAAUUUAUACUUGUUUAUAAAAUCGUCAUUUAAAACCUGUUUUGAAAUAGUGAAUACUGUUUUAAAACAUGUUUCUAGGUAGAAACUUAACAUAUUGGUAUUUACUGUUUUCGGUUAUGGCAUUGACAACCGAAUUUUCUGACUAAACGCUACAUAUGUCGCUAGACCCCUUCAAGCUUCCUUCCAAUAAAAGUUUUAUAAAAACUGCACCAGCAGUUUUGAAUUACCUAAAACAAAUGCGGAUAGACAGAAAGUAAAAACAAAAAAAAAAACAUUUUUAUAUGCAAACUGAUUUAUUUGCUCACGAUAAAAUCGGCGCAGGAACUUUGUACAAUGUUAAUAUGAAUAAUUUUAUUAAAUAAUUCGGAAACAUUUUACCUAUAAUUACACUGAAUAAGGGAUUGGAUGAAAGUUGUACAAAACGCUGUAAAUGAUGACGUCAUCCAUGUAUGAAGGUUAAUUGAAUGUGUGCAUUGGAUCUUACGCGAUUUUUAUAUGAAAAUUUUAAAUUUAAAUAAAGUAGGAAUUAAUUUGAGACUGUCACCGUAUUAAUAUGGAAGGAAAAUUAAAAAAAAAUGACAUAUAACUGUUUGUUGUUAAGUCUCUUGGUUUGAUUCUGAAAUUAAAACUUGGGUAAUUAAUUUAAAAAGAAAAUUGAAUGUAGGAAAUUAAUUGUUUUAUAAAAUUACAAAAGUAAGAAUGGAAUAUUUCAAUUUCUUCUUCAUUUAAGUACAAAUUAUAAUUAUCAAAACCACAUCCAUACAAUUGAAAGUACAAUUUUUAACACUAAAUGUGACAGCGGUAUUACUUAAAUUAGUGAUGUUUAUAAUUUUCAUAUAAAAAACGUGCUUAGUAUUUAAGAAGAAUGAAGAUGUUAUUUGCUACAUACAACAUUUUUGUUUAUAUAUUUUUUACAGCUGUGGCCAUUUUCAAAUAAAAU